AAUUAUGGUGCCAGUUCAAGGAAAAAGUCCCGCCUUUCAGGAGAAACAGCCAAUCAGAUUUCUGGAGGUGCAGAGGAGGGUCAGUGUGGGGAAGCCCUCCCCCUCGCUGUAAGUUCAGGAGCUGACGUUUAAACAUAUCUGGAUAUACAGAAAUUUUUCUAAAAGAAAGAAAUGAAAAUAUUCUCCUGAAAUUCAUCACCAACAACCAGGAUAUUUAACUAAGAGCAAUGUUAAACUGCUGAAAGAGGUGAAGCACAAGACAUCCUGAAAAACCUCCAGAACACGCAGAAAUUGUUUGUUACAUUUAACAGACAAAUUAAGCCAAGUCCCGACAUGGAGAAACAUCAGCACUCUGUCAAGAGUUUUACCAAACAGAGUGAUCUCAAAAUACACCAGCACAUUCACACAGGAGAGAAACCGUAUCACUGCUCAGACUGUGGGAGGAGUUUUACUGCACAGAGUACUCUCAAAAAACACCAGCGCAUUCACACAGGAGAGAAACCUUAUUACUGCUCAGACUGUGGGAAGAGUUUUAAUCAACUGAGUAAUCUUAAAAAACACCAGCGAAUUCACACAGGAGAGAAACCGUAUCACUGCUCAGACUGUGGGAGGAGUUUUACUGCACAGAGUACUCUCAAAAAACACCAGCGCAUUCACACAGGAGAGAAACCGUAUCACUGCUCAGACUGUGGGAAGAGUUUUACUCAACAGAGUAAUCUCAAAAAUCACCAGCGCAUUCACACAGGAGAGAAACCGUAUCACUGCUCAGACUGUGGGAACAGUUUUAAUCAACAGAGUGCUCUCAAAAAACACCAGCGAAUUCACACAGGAGAGAAACCGUAUUACUGCUCAGACUGUGGGAGAAGUUUUACUGCACAGAGUACUCUCAAAAAACACCAGUGCAUUCACACAUAUUACUGCUCAGAAUGUGGGAACAGUUUUAGUCAACAAAAUACUCUCAUACUGCAUCAGUGCUUUCACACAAGAGUGAAACCAUAUUACUGCUCAGAAUGUGAGAAGUGUUUUACUACACAGACUCAUCUCAAAGUUCAUCAGCGCAUUCACACAGGGGAGAAACCGUAUCACUGCUCACACUGUGGGAGGAGUUUUACUGCACAGAGUACUCUCAAAAAACACCAGCGCAUUCACACAGGAGAGAAACCAUAUCACUGCUCAGACUGUGGGAAGAGUUUUAGUCAACAGACUCAUCUCAAACUGCAUCAGCGCAUUCACACAGGAGAGAAACCGUAUCACUGCUCAGACUGUGGGAAGAGUUUUAGUCAACAAAAUACUCUCAAACUGCAUCAGCGCAUUCACACAGGAGAGAAACCGUAUCACUGCUCAGACUGUGGGAAGAGUUUUACUCAACAGAUACAUCUCAAAAAUCACCAGCACAUUCACACAAGAGAAAAAAAUAUCACAAAUUUGUGAUACAAAGUAAAAGUGCGAAUCGUAAAUCUUUUGGACGGAACACCUUAUCCUACACAAAUGUUUCACUUGGGACACGUUCUGCCAGAAAUGAACAUGAAUUGAAUUUAACAAUACAUAUUACAGGUUCAGCUAAAUUAAUCCAAUCCGGUAGGAGUUCAGUUCUGAAGAAGUUCAAAUGAGGGCACUGCCAAUGUUUGCCCCAGACGUUAGAUUAGCAUAACUAAAUCCAAUCCCCAGAUAGAUUUGCGGAGCGCGGUGGGAAAGUAAUGACAGGACGCUGAUGUUUUUAAAACACAACCAACACCCAACCCCCCCGAUGAUUUUAAAACGCAUCGCCCCCACUCACUAUUAACCACCAGGCCCAUUAAUAUGAAAGGAGAGGGGGAACACUCUAAGCCACUCCAGAGAGUGCUCCCAAAAGUGAGACCCAGAGCCACAGAGAGACGACACUGUGCCUAGUACGGCUGUGUGGACCGGAGGAGCAUCCAGACCCCGCAGAGAGGCCAACAAAAUCCUUUCCAGAGGUUGAAUAAAACGCUCCAGCUGUAGUUCUCAUACUGAAAUCAACCCACUCCAGGUUUGUGUAGUGCAGUAAGGUUGCGGGCUCAUUCGUUCCCUCUGUUGGUGUUGGUCUAUGGUUCAGUCGCUCUGAUUAAAAAUCUGUUACCAUAGAGGGAUAAAGAGGAAUAUCUUUGUAUUGCUUCACCUCUAUAUUUACUUAUAUGUGUGGGUUUCAAUAAAAAAGACUUUUAUAUUAAAAUAUCCGCUCAAGAAAUGGUUGAUAACCUCUCUGUGACCUGAUGGAUCUUCAGAACUACUUUUGUUAUUAUUUUGUAAGUAUUAACAGGCACCCAAAUGAGAAUUCCAAAAAUGUAAGCUUUUAGCAGAUGCUCCCAACAGGUUUACAAUGCUAGUAAGUAAGUAAUCUCUUUUUAUAUAACACUUUUUCAGAGCAACUCACAAAGUGUUUUACAGAUUAAAGAAAAUAUGUAAAAAUAGAUAAAACUGUCACGCCUGACUCUGUCAACCUGCCUGCUCCUGAAGCCUCUCUGCCUAAAGACUCAGUUUCCCAGCAGCCUCAGGCUCAGAACUACAGUGACUCUGAGAAUCACGUGUCUCUCAAGCAUUUCCACUUGGUCUUAUAAAUACUCCCUCAGUGCAACUCCCUAGUUGCUGCGUAUUAUCUAGUUUUCUAUCUCUGUACAAAGCGUUCUUUCUUGUCUCUGAUUCUCUGUUUCUUGACCCUUUUUCUGCCUACCGUUUACUCUAGUGCUUAGACCUCGUUUUGUUUUAUUUCUGGUUACCAACUUCUAUCAGGGACAUUGCCUGUCCCUGACUACCUCUGUUUGUCUAGUCCUGUAAAUAAACCUGUGUUUACUAAUUAGC
Molecule: messenger RNA, 2817 nt
Organism: Astyanax mexicanus (Mexican tetra)
Lineage: Eukaryota; Metazoa; Chordata; Actinopteri; Characiformes; Acestrorhamphidae
Product: zinc finger protein 665-like
Exons: 2
Coding region: 334-1431 (365 amino acids)
Biological process (GO): regulation of transcription by RNA polymerase II
Cellular component (GO): nucleus
Molecular function (GO): RNA polymerase II transcription regulatory region sequence-specific DNA binding; DNA-binding transcription factor activity, RNA polymerase II-specific
Source: RefSeq, a predicted model, not a curated record